UCUCAAACGACGGAAGGGGGAGGUCGCGUUCCUCCCUUAUCUUGGCGGGAAAAUUGUGACAUUCUUUUUUCGAACUUUCGAACUCGUCUUCUCAUUUCCUCAGUGUUUUUUUUUCUGUAGCGGACUUUUGUGUUUCGGCCUACUUGGUGAUGACAGGUCGAGUGUGAAACCUUUUUGAUAUUCAAUGAAGAUGUAUUUCACAUGGAUUUUGUUCGCCAGCGUUUUAAUUAACUCCUGUACUGGCAUCACAGUUAAUGUACAUAGGAGAGAAGACCACACGCAUAUACUUGGGCAAUACCAAAGUGAUGCGACAUCGUGGUCCCUGGCUCGCGGGAUUAGCGCUGACACCCCGGACUAUCCCGGGAAUUAUGGUAUGGGGGAAAUUGAACGAGUGGAACAGAAUAUUCACAAGUCAAAAUCAAACAAGCAUAGGAAAACAAAUCGUCGACAAGAACAAAUUGAUGGUUUUGCAAGCUAUCAAGUCCAGUUCAUAAGACAUAAAAGGGACCUAGGGUCUGGGAAUAUUAUCCUCACUCAACAUUUUAGUGAAAAAGUUGUUACUCCCGGUGAAGAGAUAAGUCUACAAUGUACAGCUACAGCUGACAGACCACCCAGAUUUAUUUGGGAGAGGGAUGGUGUCGUCAUAUCUUCUAACACAGAUCAGAGGUACACCCUAGGGCAGAUGAUGUCGCCCUCAGGAGUGGGAGUGGUCACCCAGCUGAACAUAUCACGUUCAAGAGUGGAAGAUGGUGGUUUGUACGCGUGUCUGGCCUUUGAGGGAGAAUUCAGCACGGGUCAUGCGGCUAGAGUUGAUGUUUUUGGCCCUCCGUACAUAAGGACGUUACCACCGAUAAAGGUGCAAAGUGGAGAACCUUUGAAGCUAAGAUGUCCUUAUUAUGGAUAUCCUAUCAGCAAACUAGAAUGGGAACAUAAAGGCAAGAAGGUCAUAAGCUCUGCCCUACCCCAACACUCAAGAUACAAACGCACAUACGCAACAACAUCUAACAACAGUAAGAAUACGAGAAGAAAACGUAAAAAACGACAACUUUUCGAAUCUGGAGCCGAUGGGGUGCUGAACAUACCAAGAGUUGUGAAGGAGGAGAAUGGAGAUACUUAUACUUGUAUUGUGUUUAGUCCUUCUGGAGAGAUGGCUAGGAGGUCAUUUGAAAUCCAAGUUGUAGAAGCACCGGAGUUAGAUGAGCUCCGCGUUGGAACUGGUCUGAAAGAAGGCCAGAUUGUUCAGAUAACUUGUAAUAUUGUUGGUGGAGAUCCACCUAUUUACUUCUCCUGGUUAAAGGAUGGGAAGAAACUGCCUCCUAGUUUGAAGGUGAGUACGAAAAUUUUGUACUUACUGCAUUAUAAGGUAAAACUGCAUAUUACGAUCAAAUGUUGUAAAACUCCUUAAAUACCACCCAAAACUUACUAUCAUUUGUCAAGAGUAACCAAAAACCGAUCUCCCACAGUGGCACCGAAAUGGAUAGAAGAGCCAACAAACACUUCACUACUGUUAGGACAGCGGGGGGUGGUGUACUGCAACGCUAACGGAUACCCCGCACCGCAGAUACACUGGAUGAAGAGGGAUGCAACCCUCGGCAUCUGGCGUCCAGUCCUCGACUUAGCAGGGGGAGGUAUUAUGAGCUACCCGAACGGUACCCUCAUCAUUGAAGUGGUAUCUCUCUCCGAUGAAGGGAUGUACGCGUGUAAUGUGGAGAAUGGAGUCGGCGAUGCCCUGAACAAAAAUUUGUGGAUCAGUGUUAAUAAGCCGGUGCACUUUGAAUCUGUCGGCGCUAAUCUGACAACCAAGAUGGGUCUGCCUGUGACCUUGACCUGCAGACCUUUGGGGGACAACCCUAUAAGGGUCAAGUGGUCCUUGGAUGGGAAACCUGUGGAUUUUACGUCGUCCAGGCUCACAAUAUCAGAGACGAUGACCCACAAUGGCCUAAACAGCGUGAUUAACAUCAACUACGUGGAGAGCAGAGACGGGGGCACGUACGAGUGUCGCGCCAGCAAUCCUUAUGGCGUAGCUGCUUAUAAUGUGCAUUUGGAUAUAUUGGAACCACCAACGCCACCUCUAGACUUACAAGUGGACUCAGUCAGCAGCAACUCCGUCAAGCUAUCCUGGAGAGACACCAUCAGUACUCAUGUGCAGUACUAUACGAUGCAGUAUACUACCAAUGACUUCAUGAUGUGGGAUACUGCUAAGAGUAUUAAUAUUACUAGACAAGAAAACGACGCACGUCAAAGUAUCGAGCUAAGGGAUCUGCAACCAGCAAUGGAUUACAGGGUGAGGAUCGCAUCUGGUAACCAGGUGGACCUCAGUCCUUACACGCAACCUGUACAUUUUAGCACGCAACAGGAAGCGCCAUCAUCAACACCACUAGGAGUACAAGUGCAACAAACAGACAACCCAGGAGAGCUCGUCAUAUCCUGGCUGCCGCCACCCAGAGAGAGUCACAACGGUCAGCUACAGGGAUACCAUGUGAAGGCGGUGCCGAGGAUUAGUGGAGAUCCAGUUCCCAACGAUACUCAAACAAAGAUGGUAAAAGUGAUGUCCAGAAAAGGCAAACAAGAAACUACGCUCAGUGGACUACUAAAAAACAUGAGAUACGCGGUGUCAGUGAGUGCUUUCAACUCUGCUGGCAAUGGACCAUUCUCUUUACCUGUAUAUCAAACGACAAGAGAAGGAGCUCCUGAAGUAGCCCCAUCAGGAGUGGAAUGUCGAGGAGUAUCAUCUUCCUCCCUGCGUGUCGCGUGGCAGCCCGUCACGGCACAGGGGACCUCACUGCUCGGGUACUCCGUGUAUUAUAGUACUGAGGACGGAACCUGGCAGAACAUAAGCUCGCCACACACGGAGUUAUAUCUACAAGCUCUGCUUAAGUACACCAACUACACAGUGAAGGUGACGGGCUUCUCUAACUAUGGACAGGGACCUUUCUCGUAUCCUAUUGUUUGCACUACAUUGCAAGAUGUGCCUGGCCCACCAUCAGCUAUAAAAGUGUUGGUAUCAUCGCCCACCUCCCUACUCGUCAGCUGGAAGCGACCGGAACAGGCUAAUGGAGAUAUAUCACAUUACACUGUGUAUGUGAAACCGGUUUCUAGCACCAGUUCACCACAAAGCUACAGAGUAGAAGCAACACAAGAGACAAGUCUGCGUCACCUCACGUUUCCUCUCUCAGGCCUGACUACUGGGCGACAGUAUGAAGUUUUUGUACGAGCUCACACUGCGGUGGGAGAAGGCACGCCUAGUAAUAGGGUGCAUAUUGAUUUGAGUUCUAAAGUGGUAGCCGGAGUAGCAUCAUUAGGAGGACCGAUGUCCGUAGGAGUUGGCAGCUCUCUACUACUUGUAUGUCAAUGUGUGGGCUCGCCACCACCCCGUACUGUGUGGUACCACAAGCACAACAUCAUUACACAUCAUCCGAGGUUCACGAGGAACCAUGAUGAUAGUCUGCUCAUUAAUAACAUAGACCAGUCUCUAAGCGGUAACUACACGUGCCUUGCCAAGAACCUGUACGGUUCUGACUCAGUAUCAUACGAGGUGUCGGUGCUACCGACUCCGGAGCCGCCGAGUCUUCGAGUGACGUCACAUAAGAAUGCUAUACAUCUGCAGUGGGAACUGCCAAGGAAGAUUGGGGGGAAGAGUCAGAAAAUCAGUUACAACCUAACCUGGAAAGAAGCUCACGGCUCCUGGCAAGACGCGUGGUCAAGCAAAGGCACCUCUCUACAAGGGACCCAGGAGUACACACUGCAGGGUCUCAAGUGUGGUACUAAGUAUUCCUUGAGGAUGACUGCGGCGAAUAGUGUGGGGUCCUCGCAGCCUACUUAUGUUGAUGCUACUACUUUGGGUGGAGUACCAAUAUCACCAACCAGUACCGAAUGGUUCUGGAGCAACGCGACACAUAUCUACAUACAGCUGAGCGGAUGGGAUGACAACGGCUGUGAGAUCACGAGGUUCGAUGUGGACUAUAAAGAGUACGGUGGAAAAACUUGGAGGAAAGCUGAGAAUAGAAUUCCGGCCCUAGACCAGAGCUGGAACCACUACGCGCCUCCCUCACUCCUGGCACAGCCCAACUCCUUCGUGCUGGCGGAACUGACCCCAGCUCACUGGUACCACAUCAGGGUCACUGCGGAGAACGCUGCAGGAGUGUCUACUUCUCUGUAUAGUUAUGCUACUACCACUGUUCAUGGAGAAUCAGUAGGACUACCAUCAGAGUUCUUCGACUUGAACAUGCUAGUCAUAAUCUGCAGUUCAAUACUGCUCAUGAUUUGCUCACUGACUUGCGUCUACAUACUCGUCAAGAGGCAUAACCACCAGCAUCUUACAGAGUACAGGAACUCAUUGACAGCGGAAUGCAAGUCGGAGCGAAGUAACGUCACGGUGAACACACCGCAGAGUGUGCCCACCGACAUGAACAAUAGAGUGUAUAGUACACCUGUACAUCUUACUGCUGACAAUAAACAUGAAUUGUACGAGAUAAGUCCAUACGCGCAGUUCGCGAUAGGAUUCCGAACGUUCGGGCACGUGGACAAUCAAGAAGUGCCGAACAAAGUUCACCUACCCGGUAACAGCAAGUCGAGAUAUGAUAGUGAAACAAGUUUUCAAAUGCGAUCCGAGUCUGAAGAAAGUGACUGCGUAUCGCGAACAACUACACUAAAAAGUGCACCGAGAAAAGCGUGCAGAAUACCACAUCAUAGGUAGCUGAGACAGUCAAAACUGGAACAUUAGUAAAAUAAUUUUACAAUGGUUGUGUUCAUAUCAACUCGUUUACUCAAUUUGUCACUAACGCGGAUUUCUAUAACCUAACUAUCCUUGGUUUUGCGAAAACAACCGUUAGA
Messenger RNA from Helicoverpa armigera (cotton bollworm), 4833 nucleotides. Its product is annotated as cell adhesion molecule Dscam2. Gene Ontology annotation, molecular function: protein binding. Gene Ontology annotation, biological process: cell-cell adhesion. The transcript is spliced from 35 exons. The record is from RefSeq and is a predicted model, not a curated record. NCBI's taxonomy places the organism in Eukaryota, Metazoa, Arthropoda, Insecta, Lepidoptera, Noctuidae.